Molecule: messenger RNA, 1864 nt
Organism: Halichondria panicea
Lineage: Eukaryota; Metazoa; Porifera; Demospongiae; Suberitida; Halichondriidae
Product: sodium-dependent lysophosphatidylcholine symporter 1-B-like
Exons: 11
Coding region: 123-1763 (546 amino acids)
Biological process (GO): carbohydrate transport
Cellular component (GO): plasma membrane
Molecular function (GO): symporter activity
Source: RefSeq, a predicted model, not a curated record
UCAUGUGAUUGCUUGCUUGCAGAGAUUUCUUCAGAUUUCUUAAUUAAUCUCUUGCAGCUAUUCAUGUAGCGCUAGCGUCUGAUCUGACACAGGACACAGGACACAGGACAGAAAGAUAGGAGAUGGAGACCCCUCCUGAACCGUACGACAAAACUCCACCAGGGAGUUACACCAGCAGCAAAGAAAGUGUCUUUGAAGGAAAUACAACAAAAAGACGGGUAGACCCUUCUGAUGUGGUCCCGUUAUGGAGGAAGAUAGCUUAUGCCACUGGGUCACUUCCUUACUCAAUGUGCAACACUGUAGUGGGCUUCUAUCUCAGCAUCUUCUUACUGGAGGUUGCCAUUUUGGACCCCACCUACGUCCUGAUCAUAGUGUUCAGUGGACGUGUAUGGGACGCCAUCACAGACCCAGUUGUAGGCUACCUCUGCAGUAUCACCAGGACACGUUUUGGCCGACUCAGGCCCUGGAUGAUAUCAGCCGCUGUACCUGCUGGUUUGGUGUACUCGUUUCUAUGGUUUGUCCCCGGGCCGUUUGAUGAACAGCCAUCAGAAAUCAAGUUCAUUUACUACCUCCUUCUCUACUUUGCCUUCCAAGCUCUCCUCACUUGCAUCCAUGUACCCUACACUGCCCUCACAAUGCACCUCUCCAACGAUAACAAGGAGAGGGACUCUGUCACACUCUAUCGUAUCUGCUUUGAGCUCUCAGGCACUCUUUUGGGCAUUCUAGUGUACACUGCCUACUUCGCCGGGUUUGUUGGUUUCGGUGUAAAACAACCGUGUGAGGCGGGGGGCAAGAGGUUACCUGAUUAUAGCAAGAGGUGGGCGUAUCUCUGCCACGCCAUUACCCUGGGUGUGCUCAUAGUCAUCUUUAUACUCAUCGCCUUCCUUGGAGUGAAGGAGCAGAAAGAUGAGUCGAUGACUGGCAAGCGUAUCAGCUUUUUCAAGGGAGUCAGAGAAGUAUUCAGCUUCAAACCAUACGUUAUCUUGCUUCUUUUAGAGCUCUUCUCGUGGCUAGCAGUACAGUUUGUACAGGGCAACAUGGCACUAUACGUCAAAUAUUCCGUGGGACUGGAAGACCAGUACCCGUAUGUCAUAGCAGUGUUACUAGUGUCGGCCAUUGCGUGGAUGCCGUUCUGGCAAUGGGUUAUUUUAAAGUUUGGUAAAAAAACGGCAUUUUCUGUUGGAAUGUGGGUAUUCAUGCCUUGUCUGGUGUCUCUGUUGUUUGUACCGUUCUACAAGUAUCUCAUCUACCCUAUGGGCUUCCUAGGGGGGAUGGGUGUCUCCUGUGCCUAUCUAUUGCCAUGGUCCAUGUUACCGGAUGUGAUCGAUGAUGCCGUUCUAGCGAGGGACGUACGGAGAGAAGAGUUAUUUUACGCCUACUUUGUGUUCGGGAACAAGUUUGCCGGAGGUGUCACCCUUGGCAUCUCGACCGCCAUUUAUAAACUCGUGGGUUAUGAUGAGACGCUUUGUACUCAACCAUGGCAGUUCUCCCUCACUCUCAAGCUCCUCGUCUCCGUCCCCCCCAUCCUGUUCAUCCUUCUUGCUCUAAUAUUCCUCCACUUGUACCCCAUUACUGAGCAAACUAGAGAGAACACUAAGAGGCUGCUAGCGGCCAGGAGGAAGCUCCAGUCAUCGAGUGUCGAGGAGAACUAUUCUGACAGACGGAGGAGCAUCUCCAUCACUAAUAGAAGUCAGGGGUCUUAUCGAAAAACAUCCAACAAGGACGAUAAGGACGAGAAUGAUCCAAAGCAAACAUUUUUCUAGCAAUAAUAUUCUGUUUUGUAUUUACAUUUUUGUGUGCUCUUUUAAAAAGUAUUGUAACAGUGUACAUGUACAUAAUAAAUUAUAAUUAUUAUGACUGGUAA